Molecule: messenger RNA, 810 nt
Organism: Cadophora gregata
Lineage: Eukaryota; Fungi; Ascomycota; Leotiomycetes; Helotiales; Ploettnerulaceae
Product: Carbon-nitrogen hydrolase
Exons: 6
Coding region: 1-810 (269 amino acids)
Molecular function (GO): hydrolase activity, acting on carbon-nitrogen (but not peptide) bonds, in linear amides
Source: RefSeq, a predicted model, not a curated record
AUGGCAAUAGCUGCUAUUGGACAAUUAUGCUCAACAGCAUCUGUGAGCCAUAACUUGGCACUCUGUCAAGUUCUCGUCAAGAAAGCUGUAGCGGCUGGAGCAAAGGCACUCUUCCUACCAGAAGCAACAGACUAUAUCGCUUCCAGCCCUCAAGAAUCACUCUCCCUCGCCCAACCCAUGGAAAGCAGUCCAUUCGUCCUCGGCCUUCAAAAAUGUGCCAAAGAAUCUAAUCUAGCCAUCAACGUAGGCAUCCAUGUUCCCACAUCCAGCGGUAAAAUGGCAAAUCGGAGCUGCUGGGUAAAUGAGAAAGGCGAGAUAGAAUCGUAUUACGACAAAUUGCAUCUAUUCGAUUAUGGUGCUUUGAGGGAGAGCAAUAGUGUAGAUGGGGGGAAAGAGAUUGUGAAGCCGCUUGAUACUGUUAUUGGGAGGGUUGGACUGAUGAUUUGUUUUGAUCUCCGCUUCCCAGAAAUCAGCUUGGCACACAAACGCCACAACGCUCAGAUCCUGACCUACCCUUCAGCAUUUACUGUCCCAACAGGUAAGGCACACUGGGAGACGUUAUUGAAGGCUCGAGCUAUAGAGACUCAAGCAUAUGUCAUUGCGGCAGCGCAGAUUGGGGCACAUAAUGAGAAGAGGACGAGCUAUGGACACUCAAUGGUAGUCGAUCCUUGGGGCCAGGUGUUGCUGGACAUGACAGGCGAGGGGAAUGAAGCUGAAAUUGCGAUCGUGGAUAUCGAUUUGGAGUAUAGGGAGAAGAUCAAGGAGUCCAUGCCGUUGUUAAGAAGAACGGAUGUCUAUCCUGAGAUAUAG